This is a messenger RNA of Periophthalmus magnuspinnatus, 4558 nucleotides long. Its product is annotated as NLR family CARD domain-containing protein 3-like. The record is from RefSeq and is a predicted model, not a curated record. The transcript is spliced from 11 exons. Gene Ontology annotation, molecular function: protein binding. Bases 48 to 3320 code for a protein of 1090 amino acids. Lineage: Eukaryota; Metazoa; Chordata; Actinopteri; Gobiiformes; Gobiidae.
CUCAGGUGAACAGGUCGCGCAGGUGAGAGUCUGGCAGCACACGGAGGAUGGAGGACUCUCCCUUUCACACAGAUGGACCUUCUGUGUGGCUCAGGGACACAGACCAGUCCAGACCUGGGCCCAGCUCUCCGUCAUUAAACUCUGACUGGUCCAUGAAACAUUCUAUAGACUUCAAACAGGGGAACCAGACUGGAACCAGCAGUUUGGAAGUGACACCCCUACAGCUUCAGCCCAGUGGCCCUGAGCAUGGAUCUGUUUUUAAGAAACUGGAGGAAUGCAUUUUAAGAUUUGUGCAAAAUGAGCUGAGUAAGUUACAAGAAGUUCUAAUGGUAGAGGAACCAGAAUCCUUGACACUUGAGGAGGACGAUGAGACAGAAAUUAAAGAGGCCUUUCUGAAGAUAGCCCUGAGCUUCCUGAAAAGUUUGGAGCAGGACAAAAUGGCUGACCGUCUGUACAACAGACAAUGUGCUUCCAAAUGUCAACGUGAACUAAAGUCUGAUCUGCAGCAAAAGUUCAGCCUUGUGUUUAAGGAUGUGGCAGGAGACUCAGCACCCCUGACCCAGAUCUACACAGAUCUCUACAUCACAGAGGGCGGUGCCUUAGAGGUCAACCAGGAACAUGAGGUCAGACACAUGGAGACCGCGUCCAGGACACCAGCCGCCCCAGAGACCACCAUCACAUGUGAAGAUCUCUUUAAAUCUGACCCACGUUCACCAGAGCCAAUCAGACUGGUGCUGACAAAGGGCGUGGCUGGUGUGGGUAAAACAGUGCUAACUCAGAAGUUCAGCUUGGACUGGGCUGAAGGCAGAGCCAACCAGGACCUCCAGCUGCUGUUCCCAUUCACUUUCAGACAGCUCAAUGCGCUCAGAGACACACAGUUCAGCCUGGUGGGUCUGCUGCACCACUUUUUUAGUCCAUCCAAAGGUCUCUGCAGCUUCCAUCAGCUCCAGGUGCUCUUCAUAUUAGAUGGUUUGGACGAGUGCAGACUUGCUUUGGACUUCAGCAGAACCUGGAUUCUGACUGAUCCCACAGAGACAGUCUCACUGCACGUGCUACUGGUAAACCUCAUCAGGGGGAGCCUGCUUCCCUCCGCUCGCCUCUGGAUAACCACACGCCCCGCUGCAGCCAAUCAGAUCCCUGCUGAGUGCAUCUCCAUAGUGACAGAGGUGCGAGGGUUCACAGACCCACAGAAGAAACAGUACUUUAGGACGAGGUUCAGAGACCAGUCCACUGCCGUUAUCUCCCACAUCAAGAGCAUCCGCAGCCUCUACAUCAUGUGCCACCUCCCGGUCUUCUGCUGGAUCCUCUCCACAGUUUUACAGAAGCUUCUGGAACAAACAGAGGGACCAGAGCUGCCCCAGACUCUCACACAGAUGUAUGUCCACUUCCUGGUGGUGCAGGCCAAAGUCCAGAACAUCAAAAAUCACCAGGGAGCAGAGCUUCACUGGGCUCCAGAGACCAGAGAGAUGGUGCGAUCUUUAGGAAAACUGGCCUUUGAGCAGCUGCAGAAAGGAAACCUGAACUUCUAUGAGAGUGACCUGAGUGAGUGUGGGCUGGACACUGCAGUGGCCUCAAUGUACUCUGGAGUGUUCACACGGGUCUUUAGAGAGGAGGCAGGCCUGUACCAGGACAAGGUCUACUGCUUCAUACAUUUGAGUGUGCAGGAGUUUCUGGCUGCUCUUCAUGUCCAUCACACCUUCUUCAGCUCUGGGAGGAACCUUCUGGAGCAAAAACUGCAUUUCAAAAGAAAGCCUGAAGUUCUCCACCGCUCUGCUGUGGACCAGGCCUUGCAGAGUCAAACUGGACACCUGGACCUGUUCCUGCGCUUCCUCCUGGGGCUGUCUGUGUCAACCAAUCAGAGGCUGCUGCAGGGUCUGCUGACUCAGACAGGAAGUGACCGGACCAAUCAGGAGACAAUAAAGUAUAUCAAACAGAAGCUGAAUGAAAAGGGUCUGUCUGCAGAGAGAAAACUGAACCUGCUCCACUGUCUCAACGAGAUGAAUGACCUCAGUCUGGUGAAGGAAAUACAGAAGAACUUGAGAGGAGGACGUCUCUCUAAAAGAAACAUGUCUCCUGCUCAGUGGUCAGCUCUGUCCUUCCUUUUACUAUCCUCAGACUCAGACCUGGAGGAGUUUGAUCUAAGGAAAUACCAGGCCUCAGAAACAGCUUUUCUGGGUCUGCUGCCAGUGGUUAGAGACUCUACCAAAGCCCUUCUGAUUGGCUGUGGCCUGUCCCCUCACAGCUGUGGUCCUCUGGCCUCAGUCCUCAGCUCCUCCAGUCUCACACACUUGGAUCUCAGUCACAAUGACCUCCAGGAUUCAGGAGUGGAGUUGCUGUGUGAUGGACUGAAGAGCGCCCCCUGCAGACUGUUGACGCUCAGUCUGAUUGGCUGUGGCCUGUCCCCUCACAGCUGUGGUCCACUGGCCUCAGUCCUCAGCUCCUCCGGUCUCACACGCCUGGAUCUUAGUCACAACUACCUCCAGGACUCAGGAGUGGAACUGCUGUGUUGUGGACUGAAGAGCGCCAUCUGCAGACUGGAAACACUCAGGCUCUCUGGAUGUCUGGUCUCAGAGAGGGGUGGGGCUGCUCUGGCCUCAACUCUGAGCUCCACCUCCUCCCACCUGAGAGAGUUAGACCUGAGCUACAACCAUCCAGGACCCUCAGCCGAGCUCUUGACCGCUCUACGGGAGCUCUGCCCCCUGCUGUCUGUCAGGCUAGAUCCUGCUGGAGAGCACUGGCUGGUCCCAGGUCCGAGGAAGUACUCCUGUGAGUUCUCUCUAGACCCAAACACAGCUCACAAAUAUCUCCUUCUGUCUGAGGACAAUCUGACUGUGACCUUUGUGAAGGAGCAGCAGUAUCCAGAUCAUGAGGACAGGUUCACAGGCAUGUACUCUCAGGUCCUGAGCUGCACUGGCCUGAGGGGGCGCUGUUACUGGGAGGUGGACUGGAAUGGGGAAGUUUCUAUAGCAGUGAGUUACAGAAAGAUCCGACGGAGUGGAAUAGAGUGUAGGCUUGGAAACAACGAUCAAUCCUGGAGUCUGACGAUCUGUGAUGGAAUGUACUCUGUUUGUCACAAUGGAAAACAAACAUGCAUCGGCCUCUUCUCCUCCUCUGGCAGAGUGGGCGUGUUCCUGGAUUCUGAGGCUGGAGCUCUGUCCUUCUAUAAGGUCUUCUCUUAUGGAAAAUUGUUCCACCUCCACACCUUCUGCUCCUCCUUCUCUGAGCCUCUGUUUCCAGGGUUUGGACUGUGGCCUGACUCUGAAGUGACCCUGGUGAAUCUGAAUACACAGCGCCCCCUGGAGGACAGACCUGGACACUGAAAACUCUCAGAUUUCUUAAGCUCUUGAGCUCGGGUCUUUGCAGGUUUGUUUGAUGUCUGCAAUAUAUCCAAAUUUAAAGGCACUUAACUAAACUAAGAUUGAUAGAAUUAAGAAUCAAUCAAUAAAAGGAAAAUCUAAAGAUGGAGUGGGAUUUUUAUACAGAAAGGAUGCAGGAGACAGGCCUUGAGAAGCUGGAGAGAGCAUCUGGAGCGAGGGAAGUCUUCGCCUAAACUCCUUCCCACGUGGCCACGCCCCCUGGAAACUGUAUCUGUUAGAAAAUAGAUGUUUAUGUUGACAGAGUGGCCACAGGACAGGGCUGUCCACUCUCCUCCUUCUCUUCUCACUUUCACACUGCACUGCCACAAAACUACCGUCACCAGCUCUGUUUUCAUCACCUGAGCCAAGUCCAAGAGUCUGCUCCACUCAAAUCUAUUUAAUGGGUGUAAACACUUAAAAGCACUGGCCCCUCCCUCCAUCAAAAAUACUGACUAAAGUUUUGAAUGAGAAAACCUCCUAUGAGCUGUCACGCCACAGGUCGAGGGUCAGAGUCUGUUAAAUAAAGUCAUUUUAACAGUCUAAAUGGUCAUAUUCUUUAUUGCUGAGUUUUAAUACUUACUACAAAAUACUGUAAAAAUGUAUGUGUAAAAAUCAUCAAAAUCAAGUGAAUACAUGCAAGAUAGAUAUAUGUCUAAUGCUACAGUGUGGAACAACCCAGGUAAUGCAAUAUAAUCACCAUGGAGACACUCCACUAGAAAAAUUACAACACAGCAUGUAAGGACAAUAAAAGCGUUUUGUAUGUACUCAGGUGAAAAUACUUUCAGAAGAUUUGCACCAAGAGUGACUCUUGAUUCUAUUCAUACAUGUUUAAUACAGGACCUACAAAAGGCACAAUUUUAUGUCCAUCACUUUGCUUUUGCCUUAUUUCAGAAACAUGACACUGAGAGAGAGAGUUGCGUGUUCAAUCUUAUAAACAGCACGGCCUGUGUCUGAAUAACCCCUCCCUCACUACACAGCACCCUACACUCUUUAGUGGACUCUACCGAGCCUCUCUCACAGAGAGAUUCAGACACGCAGCUCUUUCGGGUCAUGUGACUCUCACGUCUGGGUGAAAAAAGUCUAGACUAAACUUUGAUCAAAUUUUAUUUUUGUGAUAAAUAAUGAUAAGAUUGAACUGUAUUUAUGGACUAAUCAUACCAGUUUUUGUCAAGCUGGAUUUCAAAUAAACAGACUUGAUUGUU